AUGUCAACAAAGUAUCCAGUUCAGGUGGACUGCAUAAGACAAGUGCCACCCACGGCGCUCGAAACGGUAGAAGAAAUCCCGGCGGUUGAGCCUGUACAUCCAGAAAAAACAGCAGAUAGUAGUGAUGAUGAAUACGACACAGACUUAGAAAACGAUUUCAUAGAGGAAGAUCCUCAGGAAAAUAACCAAGGAAGGGAAAAUUAUCUGACAGCCUGUAAAAAUCUUGGCCUGAUCCCUUGCACUCCGUUUCUCAAGCAAAUCGGUAAGGCAGAGAUGAAUCUGAAGCAUUACAAUCUUGGGUCGCUUGGAGCCGAAGCAGUGGCGGUAGCGCUGAUGCAAAAUACAAAAGUGCUGUCGGUGAAUAUUGCUGAUAAUUGCAUCGGUGCAGACGGGGCUAUCUACAUGGCCAAGAUGCUAACCGAGAACCCGUAUAUUACAGAACUGGACGUCUCGCAGAAUGAUCUGCGCACGCAAGGGGCGUAUGCUAUGUCAGAAAUGCUAAGAGAGAACUCCGAACUCCUUGAGCUUAACCUCUCGAAUAACGGUUUCCAGGAAAAAGACGCUGAACCUAUAGUGGAAGCUAUGAAGCAGAAUUACACUCUGAAAUCAUUGAAUCUGAGUCAUAAUCGCUUCUGUGAAAUGGGUGGACGACUGCUAGGCCCAGCAAUUGACGCCAACGUUGGUCUAGAGUAUCUCGAUUUGAGUUGGAAUCACUUCAGAAGGCAAGGAGCGAUUGCCGUUGCUUAUGGAUUGAGAAACAACUGCGCGUUAAAAUUUCUGGACUUGUCAUGGAAUGGCUUCGCAGACGACGGCGCGAAAGCAAUCGGCGAAGCACUGAGCGAGAACAACACUCUGACUGAGCUUGAUAUUUCUAGUAACCGGAUAUCUGUCGCUGGAGCAAAGAGUCUGGCAAACGGGCUGGCUAAAAAUUCAACCCUGCAGAUCUUACGCAUCGGACAGAACCCGUUCCAGAGUGAGGGUGCUUAUGAGAUCUUGAGCGCCAUUGCGAAAAAUAAAGAGAGCGCCAUUGAAGAAUUGUAUUUCGACGACAUUCCUGUGAAUGCCGAGUUUGAGGACUUACUGGAGGAAGUGUUGGAUGAGAGACCGAAUCUGAGUGUUCAGUGUGGAACGGCCAUGAAAGGGAAGGACAGGGUUAAGAGAAUGAAGAAAAAAGUGGUGAGUAAGCAAAAAGCGCUUUGCGAGGCGAAGAGGAAAUGAGCUGGGAUAAUCAGACUGAUUUCACUUGAAGGGGAGAACUCAAUUUGGCUAGAACCAGUUUUGUCAGUCCACACAACUGACCCCUAUCAUUUACGGACAAUACGGCAAAAAUAGCUACUUCUGACUUACGAUGAGCAGUCGAAGAUAACAAAUUAUUCAUUCUUAAAAUUGCAGAUGAAUCGAGAAAUUUUUCAUAGGUACGGAAGAGGAAAAUUAAUUUAAAGACGGCGGUUUUUUUUCAACUGACAGCAGAAAAAAAGGAAAAGCUGGUUGCGGAAUUUUCACAUUACAGUCGGAAAGGCGGGAAAAUGUUUGAGAGAAAAACCUGCCGUUUACCACUAAGUUGCUAUCCAAGUUGAGAUAGGUGAACAAUUUUCCCAGAAAUUAUAGCAAUCAAGUUUUCUCCUCUUUUUGCAGGACGUUCUUAAUUUGCUCUUGGAGUACAUCGAGCUCAGAGGUCUUCGGGUGGUAGACUUUUUCCGCCAGUUAGACAAGGACAACAGUAAAAAGAUCUCUAGAGCAGAAUUCAUGAACGGAGUAAAGAAAGCUGGAAUACCAAUGACUAGAAAGCAGCUGAAGAAGCUCGUUCGAAUUCUAGAUACAGACAAUGACGGGAAUAUAGACUACGGAGAAAUGAUCGCCAUUAAAAAGGACGAAGUGUUUGACUUCUACCACAAAAAGAAGACUUACAAGAAAGACGAUCCACUAUUACAGUCCUUCAAAGCCGCCCAACUAAAGAAGCCCUAAACAAACGGAGGC
Pocillopora meandrina is the source of this 1977-nucleotide messenger RNA. Lineage: Eukaryota; Metazoa; Cnidaria; Anthozoa; Scleractinia; Pocilloporidae. The record is from the annotation of a GenBank genome assembly.